AAAUCCAGUAUCAGCAGUUAUUUACAGGAAUCAUGAACCCAUUUCAUAAGCUCAGGCAUUUGGCUGCCCUGGGAAAAUGUUGGUUUAAAACACAGACCAAGAACCCACAGAGGAGAAGCUGUCACUGUGUCCUUGGUACAAAUCAUCUCUACCCCCAGGACAAGACAGUACAGCACAUACUGGCCAGUCUCAGCUUUGUGGUGUCAGGCAGGUGAGAAGGGAUCACAGGGGGACAGGUUCAGCUGGUUGCUCCCUCCCUGCUAGGCUGGCUCUGAGUUGAGCAUGAUUCACACAGUCCCUUCCCCACAGCAGCUUCCCAGCCAGCACACCAAGGGGCAAGGGCUGCAGUGACUCUCCAGACUCCAGAUGCAGCACAAGGUGAGCCCACUGACCUGUGAACCCACCACCCUGCUGGCACCUCACAUCUCUGCUGCCCACUGGGACUGUGCUGUGCUCACAUGACCCUCCUGCCAGGACUGCCACACUGCUGCCCACACCACCUCUCUCUUCCCUGAGUGGCAGCAGAUGGGGAUUGAUGGUGACCUCCAGUGACAUGUACCCUGUUCAAGCACAAAGGACUGUGGGGCUGAGGUCCAGAACAGUGAGUGUUUUUAUGUCUUGUCCUUCAGAUAUAUGUAGGGCUGCCCCUCUCCUGAGGCAGUGUGUCCUGCAGGGACAAGCCAAGGACCCCCAGGCUGUCUACCAAAUCCAAAGCAAAGAGGUUAGAGUACCUGUGCAGCUCGUUCCAUAUGUUAUGACACUUGUGAGACCCUGAUGCUGUUCAAGUAGCUCUGGUAGCUAGAAAAACAAAAAUGUAUUUCGUUGGGGUUCCCAAAAAGAGAAAAUCACAUCUCUCUUGCUAUGACUGUCCCAAGUCUGUGGGACCCCUCUGAAUAUGUUUGAUCUUGCUCCUGUGAUUGCAUAUCAGCACAGACACUUCUCAAGCUGUACUAGUUGGAACCUGGAUGGUGAGCAGCAGCCAUGGCUGGGGACUCAGCUGCAGGAGGCAGUGGGUCUAGGGUGCCCCUUGUGACUUGCCAGAAACAUGCUGCUCUCUUGCCAAGAGCAAACAUCGUCAUCCUCACAAAUGGUUAACCUGCCGGGAGCUGCACAGCACUAAUGACUUCACAUUCAUUUAAUCAGCUUGGGCUUCCAGAGCCUCCACCUCAGGAGCAGGGAAGGCCGUGCACCCAGGCACUUGGGGUACAAAGGCUCCCAGAGCUGCACCCCUGCCUUACCAAUCAUUAAUCACCCCAGGAGAAGGAGCACGCGGCAAGCAGGAAAAGGCCGGGUGUCCACAGCCCCCACGGGAGCAGCAGGAAGCAGCGCUGACCGGUUCCCUGGGGUGGCAGCUCAUUCUCUGACCACCCUCCCCUGGGAGGCCCUGUGGAGGUGGCCAGUCCUGCACACUGCCCUUUCCUUCAGGAAGGUCACUCAGUCCAGGGAACGAGAGGCUCUGCCUGUUUCUGGGAGCCGCUGGGCUACGUGUGAGGUGAGGGUUUUGAAGAGGAGUUUCUGUCUGGCUGUACCGCAGUCUUCAUCUCUUCGCCAUGCAGCACAAGGCAUUUUGGAGCGUCCUGGAGUAUACCUGCCGAUUGCUGGGCAUCUCCACUGCAGCAGUGCUGAUCGGUGUGGGUGUAGAAACUCUGCAGCGAGGACAGUUCAAAAGCCUGGCUUUCUACCUGCUUUUUUCAGGGGUUGCAGUUACUGUCUGUGAAGGCUUCUUCUUUAUCAGUUUGUUCCUGGAGAUGUGCUUCACUCACAAGCCUGAAUCCCUGUCACAGGCCUGCUGGAAGCGAGCUAGAUGCCCAGGGAGCUUCCAGAAAUUCCUGGGGUACACGCUGCUCUCAGUGGCUUGCUUCCUGCAUCCCGUCCUCGUCUGGCAUGUCACCAUCCCUGGGUCCAUGCUGGUGCUCACUGCCCUGGCCUACUUCCUGCUGAGCAAGAGGAGGAAGAGCCCAGGGCACAAAGAGACACAUCCCCAGGGAGGUCAGUACGUGGACCCUUCAGCAACUGAGGCAGCCCCAACCAUCAUUGGUGACACUGAGCAGACCUACACCUUCCACGAAGCCCAGAGGGAGCAGCACCGCUCGCUUCUGGGCCAUAUGAAGAGCAUCCUGAAGGGCAGCAAGGACAGGAGCUCAGCCCCAGAAACUCCUGUCCAGCCAGCAGCCGUGCCAGUCCCUCGCAAGCAAGUGCACUUUCAGGAGAAGGUGGUGCAGAUCAUCCCCUCUGUCAGCGAGAGCUUGGAGGAUGUGGAGAGUGAGGCUGAGGAGACCACAUCGGACACAACACCCAUCCUCACCCCACCUGAUGCCCCCAUCAUCAUCGCCCCUCUCAGCUCUGCUGGCCUCUUUUGAGCCCGCAGCAGGAAUGAGGACAGGACAGACCUGCCACCCUGGAACAGAUGCUCCAGCAGCCACAGGGCCCCAGGAGGGGGCCCUUUUUUGCCUUCCGUACUUUCGGGGUGACUCUCCAAGGGGCUGCCUGCACUCCCUGGUCCCACGCACUGUGGCAGGCCCAGGGGACAGGCGGUGGCUCAGCCAGGGCAGCGCCAGCACAGCGAGCGUUCUGCUGCCAAGGCCUCACACUUGUGUCACCCCUGCUGAGCACCGCACACCACUGCGGUGCUCCUGCCCGACACCACAGCCGUGCUGUGCCCCUCUUCUGGCAGCAACAGGCGGGAGGAGAGGAGACCUCGGUGCCCCGGAGCAGCCUCUGCUGGGGCCCCCGUGUGCCUCUGGCCCUCAGAGCUCAUUGCAGAGCUCAGGGCUGGGCCGCAUCCAGCGCAGGGCGCUGCAGCCCGCAGCUUCCCUCACAGCGCCUGCACCCGCUGCAGCAGCUUGAGACGUGCAAAACCUGUUUCCGAGCUGGGCUGAGACCAAGCAUACCCCUGGCAUUAGCACCUAUUAGUACCUCCCCAGGCACUCUCUGAGCCCAGCAGGGAAAUCAUCUCCGGCCUUGGAGACACCUAAGCAGGAGCAGAGGCCUUCAGGUGUCCUCUGCUUGGACAGCCCUCUUGAAUUAGAAGAAUUUUGGGAUGAUAUGGCAGCCCAGGUCCUGAGGUUCAGCAGCACGCUGGCACAGCAGACUGUGUGUGACUCCAAUGUGUGUAAUUAUGGCCCCCAGAGGGCAAAGGCAAUAAUAAAAUUACCAUACUGUCCCACCCGUUUCUUC
Molecule: messenger RNA, 3177 nt
Organism: Cyanistes caeruleus (blue tit)
Lineage: Eukaryota; Metazoa; Chordata; Aves; Passeriformes; Paridae
Gene: TMEM72
Product: transmembrane protein 72
Source: RefSeq, a predicted model, not a curated record